AUGCUAACGAAGCUCAAGUACUACCGGGAGAGGGCUCAAGUGCUUGCCUUCGUCUGCCAGCAUUAUUUUUACUCAAGGAAUCCACGAGGGGAGCUACCACUCUAUAACUGGAUGAAAUUCAUCGCUCUUGGAAUGAAGGAAAAGUUCCCACUGAUAACGCAGCUUGAGCCGUCAGAGGCUGGAAGCGAGGCCAUGAAGCCGACUAUAAAGGGGAUAAAGGACGAGUGGGUGCUUCAUCGGGUUCUGCUGCCUCGUUCCGUAAGAGUUCAUGUGGGGGACGUGCUAUGUGUGAGCCUUGAAGCCACAACCACAACCACAGCCACAACCACAACCGCAACCACUGCUGCAUCCCGCGGCCAAGUCAGUCCCCAAGCGGCCACAACCCUUUACUCGCAUACUGAAUCCAUCAACGCCCAUGCACCUGCAGAGCUUCCAGCAAGUCGCAGCAGCAGCACCACCACCACAGCAGAGCCUUGUGAUACCACCGUGACAGCAAGGCCUACAGUCGUGUUUCGGCGAGUCGCAGCCGUUGCUGGAGACGAGAUUGCAUCAUCUCAGCCGUCGGAUGCGCCGUUUCAAAUAGAGCCGAAUCACUUCUGGGUGCUUGCAGACAACCCCGAUGUUCCUGCUAAGGAGGCGUGGGACAGCCGCACAAUAGGCCCGGUGCAUCUGGAAGACGUGCUGGGGAGGGCGAUGUAUGUGGUGCGGUCGAUGCACGACCAUGGGCCCGUCCAAAACAG
Closterium sp. Naga37s-1 is the source of this 740-nucleotide messenger RNA. Lineage: Eukaryota; Viridiplantae; Streptophyta; Zygnematophyceae; Desmidiales; Closteriaceae. The record is from the annotation of a GenBank genome assembly.